CUGUCCCUGCAAAGCACUCAGGGAGGGCUGCUGAUGGUAGUAAGUAAGAGGGAGGUGGAGGGGGGAUAGAGGAGGACCCAUCCUCUGCCUGGAAGAAGGAGGAGGAGGUUGAGGCCAGAGCUGUGCUCAUAGCAGCAGGAAGAGAGAGGCUUGGAUAGGUUUGGAGGCCAGCCUGAGGCUGCAGUGUGUGGCAGUGCCAGCACCCGGGAGGGUCUGGCAGGCUCUGCAUUGCCAUCUGGGCUCACCAUCUCCCCCUGCACACCACCAUCACUCCCAGCCAGGCACAGCGUCACCAGGAGCAGCUGGUGGCAGAGGACAGAGGAUGGAACCAGGUGCCCCCCCUGAACUGCAAGCUGGUGACAAGGACACAGAGAGGGUACCAGGAGGGCACUGUGCUGGCAGCAGCUGGGACAUGGGCACCCAGAUACAGAUCAGGGUGGCCAUAGAGGCAGCUGAUGAUGAUGAUGACCCAGACACCCAGGAUUUCAGAGGAGGGCUGGAAGGAGGAAGCUGCAGCGAGGAUGACUACAGCCGCAAUGACAAAUACAGUGGGGCGGCUACCAGUGGAGGGGAGAAUGAUGGUGAUGAGCUGGAUCAGAACUGGCAACCUCCUGAUUCGGAACUGAUCCAGAAACUUGUAGUCCAGAUUGAAUAUUACCUUUCUGAUGAAAACUUGGAGAAAGAUGCCUUCCUAUUAAAACAUGUGAGAAGAAAUAAAAUGGGAUUUGUCAGCGUUAAACUACUUACCUCCUUUAAAAAGGUAAAACACCUCACACGUGAUUGGAGAACCACUGCAUACGCUUUAAGGUUUUCUGAUUUACUUGAAUUAAAUGAAGACGGCAGGAAAAUACGUAGAAAAACUCCUGUUCCUGUAUUUCCUAGUGAGAAUCUUCCCAGUAAGAUGCUCCUAGUCUAUGACCUCCACUUUAUUCCAGAGCUUCAAUGUUUAAAUAAAGAACAGGAGAAUGGUGGAAUGCAGGAAAAGAUAAUGGAGCAGCUCCUCAAGAGUUUUGGAACUUUUGGUGUAAUUUCCUCUAUACGUAUUUUGAAACCAGGGAGGGAUCUUCCAUCAGAUGUCAAGAGGUUCAGCAGUAGAUACAGUCAAGUUGGGACCAAGGAAUGUGCAAUAGUGGAGUUCGAAGAGGUAGAAGCUGCUAUCAAAGCACACGAGACAUUGAAUGUAGAAAGUGAAGCAGACGAUGGUAUUAAAGUUGUUCUGAUUGGUAUGAAGCCUCCAAAGAAAAAGAUACAGAAAGACAGGAGUAAAGAAGAAGAUUCAAAGAAUCUUCGCAAAAACAGAUCUUUGAAUAAAAGGGUGGAAGAACUUCAAUAUAUCUGUGAUGAGUCCACAUCCGAACCAGAGAGUAAUCCAAACUCUCCAAUGACUGGCAGAAAAACUCCAUCCAGUAACAAGCUCAGCCCAUCUGCUUACCCAAAUAACCAUUUGAGCCCCAAUGCCUCACCCAGAAACAGCCCUUGGAGUAGCCCCAGUGGGCAGCGGAAGGCCUCAAAGCAUUCCCCACUUGCGGAAAGCAUGAGUCCCGAAUUCUCUCGUAGGAGCACAGAGUAUUCCUCUGAUAGUAGCACUACUCCAUCAAGUAGUCCUUGGGUUCAGAGAAGGAGACAAGCUCAGACUGUAACUCAAGAAAAAAGUCCAGCUUGUAGUCCUAUGCUAGGCAGGAAAAUACAGAAUGCCGAUGGCUUGCCACCUGGUGUUCUGAGGCUUCCAAGAGGCCCUGAUGGUACAAAGGGAUUUCACAGUGGAAGCGAAAGGAAUAAACCAGUUGAGAAUCUCUGAAUGCCACACAACCUUAAGGAAAUUGUUGCACCAGCAUUCCACCAGCCUCUUCUGUACUGAAGUGACUUGUGAUGCAACACAUUGCUUCAAGCCAACCCAGUAGUGUUGGGUUGCAUAUUAUUUUUUAGCUGGAAAGGAAAGCAUUUUCAGAUAGACUGAUCUAAAGUCUGUAUUUAUUUUCUUUCUCUUUAAUUUUUAUUUUUUAAAUGUUUUUUAUUUUAAAAAAAUUCAGUUUACUUUCUAAGCCUACUGUGUACAU
This is a messenger RNA of Pelobates fuscus (common spadefoot toad), 2057 nucleotides long. RefSeq names its product La ribonucleoprotein 6, translational regulator (gene LARP6). Gene Ontology annotation, molecular function: mRNA binding. The transcript has 3 exons. Bases 323 to 1798 code for a protein of 491 amino acids. Gene Ontology annotation, biological process: RNA processing. Gene Ontology annotation, cellular component: nucleus. Lineage: Eukaryota; Metazoa; Chordata; Amphibia; Anura; Pelobatidae. The record is from RefSeq and is a predicted model, not a curated record.